AUGAAAAAACAAAGUUCUUAUACGACUUUUGAAACGUCUAAAGACUCAGACUUACCUUUAAACUCAACUAGUCGAAAAAGUGAGGAAAAUUUUAAUGAUCCGAGUAUGUGGUAUUAUAUAGAUAAAGGUAUGGUUCCAGCAAAACUUACUUACUUUUUCACGGGAUUAGAAAGAUCAUCAAUUGCACCUUAUUUUACCAUGUUCUUAACAAGUAUUGGCUUAAAUCUAAAACAAGUUGGAUACGUGUUUGCUUUUUCCUAUGCUGGUUUAAUGUUAGGUAGCGUUUUUUGGGGAGUAGUAGCCGACAAAACUCGUGCUUAUCGAAUUCUUUUAUUAUUUUUAUACUUUUUUUUUGCUUUAAUUACAUUAUCAAUUCCGUUGGUAAGUGCAAAAAUUGGAGAAAAAGAAAAAAACCAAUGUCCUGUAUUAUUAAGCAAAUGUUGUUUAAACAGCUCUAUGAAUUUUUCUACAAAUAAGACAUCCAAGGAUAAUAUUUCAGUAUCCUCAUCAACUAUGACCAUGGUUAUGGCAACCUUGGGAUUUUUGGUUUUUUCAUUUGGUGGAAGUAUUUACAGCUAUAAUGAUGCAGGACUCAUUUGGAAAAUUAAAAUGUCAACAAAAAAAAAAGAUUAUGGUAGGCAGUAUGUGUUUUUAAAUAUUGGUUUUGCAUGUGGAGCUUUAAUUUCAGCAGAAGUGAUGAAGGUAUUUCCUAAAGUAGAUCUUUCGUGUUAUUUUGCCGUAUUUUGCGUUAAUAUUGUGUUUAUUAUAGCAUCGUGCAUCUGUUCUCAAUUAUUAUACAAAAACAUAAACAUAUCAUUGCAAAAAGAAGCUAGAUCCGAUUCGUUUCAAAGAGAUCUUUUCAAAACAUUGUCAAACUUUGAAGUUGAUCUUUUUUUAUUAACGACAUUUGUAAAUGGUUUAUUAUAUUCCAUAUACUUAAGUUAUUUUUUUUUAUUUAUGAAAGAAAUAAAAUCUACAGACCUUUUGAUCGGUUUAACAGUAGCAUUUGGAUCGACCUCUGGUAUGAUUAUAAACUUUUUCAAUGAAAUAAUUAUAAAAUUAUUUAGAGGAACAUUUAACACCAUGAUUAUGUGCACGUUUCUUUGGUCGGUUCGUUAUUUCAUAUUUUACUUCUUAAAAAAUCCUUGGUUGAUCAUACCGUUACAACUUACUCUCCAUGGAUUAAGUCUUUCACUAUUUUUAAGUGUAAAAUCAGUUCAUUUAAAAAAAAAAGCUCCAAACAGUAUUCACAAUACGAUGUUUGGAAUUGUUCAAUGUUUGUAUAGUGGUGUAUCAAUGAUUGUCGGAAGUUUUGUUGGAGGUCAAUUGUAUUACGCGUAUGGUGCUCGAAUAACAUUUUUAUAUUCUUCCUUUUUUGCGCUAGGGUGGACAUCGCUUUUAAUUGUUUACAUAAUUGCAAUAAAACUAUGGAAAAUAAAUGUUGGUAAAAAGCCAAACUCGACUUGCCAGGUAAACACUUCAAUUAAUAUUGGCAAUGAUGAUACUAAAUUUUGA
Hydra vulgaris (swiftwater hydra) is the source of this 1515-nucleotide messenger RNA. Its product is annotated as major facilitator superfamily domain-containing protein 6. The record is from RefSeq and is a predicted model, not a curated record. Lineage: Eukaryota; Metazoa; Cnidaria; Hydrozoa; Anthoathecata; Hydridae. Gene Ontology annotation, cellular component: membrane.